UUACGUCAUCGUAAUGUCAAAGGGUAAACUUUAUUUCGUUCUACAAUAACAAAAGCAAUAAAGGAAAAUAUAUUUAGUAGUCGUAAAUCAUAGUUUAUAUAUCAUUUUUUUAAUAUAGCUGGUUAGAUUAUAGUGGUAACCAAUUACUCAAGUGCCGAAACCUGUAUAAUCUGUAGUCUACAUGAGUGUUGAUGUCGAGGAAGCUAACGAGACGCAACAACUGAUGCAGAAUGAGGGCGAGGAAGACGAGGCGAAGAUCACGCAGUCCGCAACAUCGCCUGUAACCAGCAACAAGAUGUCCAGCGGCGGCGCCAGCCUGGCGUCGCGCACCCCGGGCCAGGCGUUCGCGAGCACGGGAAACAGCAUCAACGAUUCAACAAAGCUAUCUAUUGUAAACGAAAGGAGACUCCAUCGAGACCUGAUGCGCUCAAAUUACAGUAACAGGCCCAAACAUAUACCUAAGGAAGCACCUGAUGUAAAACAUAUGGAGAAAGCGCUUCUUGGUUUGCUGGAUGAUUUCCACUCAGGGAAAUUGAGCGCAUUCGGCGCUGGCUGCAGCAUGGAGCAGAUGAUAAACAUCAGAGACCAGCAGGAACACCUGGCGCGCCUCCACUUCCGGCUCUGCGCCGACGUGGAGAAGCCAACAGAGGACAGUUUUGACAAAUCUGCCUCUAGAUUUAAGAUGACACAAUUGGUCCAAAGUUUAGAACAGCUCUCAGCGUCCAUAGAGCACCUGCAUUCAGAUGGUAAUUUUAGUACAACUAGUAGCAAUAAAUAAAUAUAAAGAAGUAAUGUUAGGGGGUGUAGAAAAUAGUAGGAUUAUCAAUACUGUAUGUAUAAAUUGUAGGAGUUAUAACACAACAUGUAACUACAUUUUAUAUUCAAGCAUUAUGUGUUUUGGUAUAUAGGUAGCAAUAAAAUCACUUUGCCAUUGAUGCUCUUGUCCUAAAAAUAACCCACUAUAAUAUCAGAUUCAUCAGUUACAUUUAUAACUAUGGAUAUUAGUUUGUUUACUAGAGUGACUUAAACAAAGGUGAAGAAGAGGUCCAUUGUCUGAAGAAACCUUUUGUUCAAAUGUUCAGUAUAAUGAUUUGUGAGAAUUGGCAUAACUUUUGUGGAUUAAAUAUGACCACUUUUCAAUUAGGUGAGAAGUGAAUAAAAAAUAUGUAUUUUUAAUCCCAUUUAUUACGUAUUUAAGUGAUCAAUGUAAAAGCUAGGUAACUUAGUAAGAACUUACAUGCAAUUCUCAUCAUUAUCUUAUAGAUGGCAAUGAAAUUUUGUUUGAAUGUAGUCUACCUUACAACUUGACAAAUAAACAGUAGGAAUUAAAAAGUGACAUUCUACAUCUGUGUCAUCCCUUCUUAUCAACAUGUGUGAGAAAAUGAAGUGACAACAAUGUUGUCAGUUUUUAAUUUCUGCUCUUUUCCAGUGGAUAGUGUAACACAAAAUUGCAUGCCUGUUCCUGCUAGUCAAAGCCUCGCCAUAAUAUUUUUGAUUUGUAAUUAUAACAUAAAACAUAUCUUAGGUCUCUUAGGUACUGGUGGGUUUUCUUAAAUCUUGUUCUUGUACAUUGUUUUAAAUUAAAGCUUAAUAAGUAAUCAAUGUAAUCAUAGCGCUGGUGGGUUCUAAAAAGAUAGUCCGGUAUUUUACCAUGUUAUUGAAUAUACAGAAAUAAUCAUGUUUCAUUUCUCCAAAUCAAGUUAUAACCAGAGAUCGGACAAUUGGGCGUCAUUCUAACAAAAUAAGGUUCAUUAUUCCGAAAACGUCAUACAAAUGACGCCCAACUGUCCGAUCUCUGGUUAUAACCAUUUUGGGAGCGGGAAUGAAUUCGUGUAUUUGUAACUCUGUUUAUAGUCAUUUGAAUUACUGAAAUAUAUAUUUAACUAUGUAACUGGCUCCAAAUGUACCUAGAAAUGUUAAAGUAAUGUUUAUCUUUUAUCGUUUUCACCACUUUUGGGCUAGUGUAAAUCAUUCCCGCUCCCAAAACCCCGAUGUAUGGUUAUAACGCAUCCUAAAUAUAGCCAGCACCAUAGAUAAUUGUCUCAGCCUCCAUAACGAUUUGAAUAGAUCUAAAUACAAAAUUUGUGUGACUCAAUAAUUUGAAAGUAUUUAAAACAACACUAUUUUGAGCGGUAAUUAAAUGUCUUGCUUCUGCUUUGGGAAACAUUAAAUUAUUAGUGUUGUAGAUGGAGUGUCUUAUCCUGUGAGUUAUCCAAUGGCUUAUUAUGUAUAUGGCAACCAUACAAUAGAGUCUGAAAACAAUUAAUAAGUAUAUUUUGUGCCAAGAUGUGUCCCACUCUUCUUUGCAAUCACUGAGUCGGUUCAGCACAGCAUGCAUACUCAUGCGAGUCCAUACAUCUAGCGUGACUUGUAGUAUGAACAUUUUUGCUAGACCGCCGGGUAUAGAAAGGUGCAAGCUUUUAGCAGUUGUAAUUGUUUAUAAAAAUUAUCACACAUUUGUAUAAGUAUAAAAGUAAUUAUAAAGAAGAGUGAGCGUCUUCGUGGAUAGCUGGGUCCGCCCAGAGGGAGGCAGCCACUGCAAACGUUUGGUGUAAACGUGCCUCGGCCGAGGAAAACGUCAAUAUUGAACAUUUGCCGCGCGAACACAUUGCCUCGCGACGUGCCUCGUCUUGUGUGGACCCAGCUGAUAACAUACACUAUAGCAGUUUUAAGCAAUAUUUCAGUAUGUUUUUUAUGCGAGUCUUAGAUAAUUCAAACUAAACAAUAACAACAUGUAAUAAAUAUAUUAAUCAACAUCGAAA
Messenger RNA from Leguminivora glycinivorella, 2762 nucleotides. RefSeq lists its product as uncharacterized. The coding region runs from base 182 to 778 and encodes 198 amino acids. The record is from RefSeq and is a predicted model, not a curated record. The transcript has a single exon. NCBI's taxonomy places the organism in Eukaryota, Metazoa, Arthropoda, Insecta, Lepidoptera, Tortricidae.